CAGCGCAUGCGCCGGCUCGCCACCGCCGUAGAGGCGCGCAGCUUCGCGGGCGGGCUCUUCCAAUCCGAGCCCGGCGUUCUGCGAACUUCAGUUCAUCUAACCUGUAAGCCACAGACAUCCUGGACAAUUUUAGUCAUCAAUAAGGAAGCAUACCAUUAAGAAACAGUGGGGUAUUUUGAAAGUGUUGGAAAGACAUAUCAUGAGUUUAAGUACUUCAAGUAAUGCCACUGGUGAUACCCAAAGGUUGAAGAAUGCGUCAUCGGAUGUAAAACAAAUGCUUAAAAGUGAAACAGACUUGGAUAUUACUGCUGAUCUCAGAAAGAAACUCCAUCGGGCUAAGAAAGAAAAAUUAGAAAUAACAACUAAGCACAAUGCAGAGCUGGCAAGCUAUGAGAGCCAGAUUGCCAAGCUACGGUCUGAGGUUGAAAAAGGAGAAGCAUUGCGACAAAGUUUGGAAUAUGACCUGGCUGUUGCUAGAAAGGAAGCUGGUCUUGGAAGACGGGCUGCUGAAGAGAGAUUAGCCGAGGCACAUAGAAUCCAAGAAACACUCUGUGCUCAGAAUUCAGAACUUCAAGGAAAGGCAAAUGAGAUUGAGAAAGCAUUUCAUACUUCCCAGCAGAAAUGGAAAGAAGAGUGCCGAAAAUUUGAACAUGAUUUGGAGGAAAGAGAUGAUAUGAUUCAAAAUUGCAAUCGAGAAUAUGAUUUACUUAUGAAAGAAAAAAGCAGACUAGAAAAAACUCUAAAGGAAGCACUGGAAAAACAUCAACAGGAGAAGAAUGAGAUGGAGUCUCAUGUGAGAGAGACAGCACUGGAAGAGUUUAGAUUACAAGCAGAACAAUGGGAAGCAGAAAGAAGAGAGUUACAGUUUAUAGUACAGGAGCAAGAUAGUGCUGUACAAAAUAUGCACAAGAAAGUAGAAAAAUUAGAAACAGAACAUAUGGACUGCUCUGACCUUUUACGACAACAAACAAAUGAACUUGAAUUUAGUACUCAACGAGAAGAACGUCUUAGAAAAGAAUUUGAGGCGACUACUCUAAGAAUGAGGAAAUUAGAAGAAAAUAUUGAGGCAGAAAGAGCAGCACAUUUGGAAUCAAAAUUUAAUUCUGAAAUUAUUCAGCUACGGAUUCGUGACCUUGAAGGAGCUUUGCAAGUAGAAAAGGCCAGCCAAGCAGAAGCUGUGGCUGAUUUGGAAAUGAUCAAGAAGGAAUUCAAAGAAGUUGAAAGUGCAUAUGAGCGAGAAAAGCAUAAUGCACAAGAGAGCUUUGCCAAACUAAAUUUAUUAGAGAGAGAGAAUUUCUCCAAAAACAAGAAACUAAAUGAAAAGAUCGAGGAACAGAAGAAAGUAAUUAUAGACCUUUCAAAGAGACUCCAAUAUAAUGAAAAAAGUUGCAGUGAAUUACAGGAAGAACUUGUAAUGGCUAAGAAGCACCAAGCCUUCCUAGUAGAGACAUGUGAAAAUAACGUGAAAGAAUUGGAAUCGAUCUUGGACAGCUUUACUGUGUCGGGCCAGAGGACAUCAGGCAGCCACAAGGACAAAGAUAAACCUCCCAGCUUCUCUGUUGUGCUUGAGACUUUGAGGCGUACCUUGACAGAUUACCAGAACAAGCUGGAAGAUGCAUCUAAUGAGCUAAACAGCAUGAAUGAUGCUAAGGCAAAGGCAUCUAAUGAACUCGAUUCUACCAAACAGAAGAUAGAAUCUCACACUAAAAAUAUAAAGGAACUUCAGGAUAAACUGGCUGAUGUGAAUAAAGAGUUAAGUCAUUUACGCACUAAAUGUGCAGACCGAGAGGCUUUAAUAAGCACUUUAAAAGUGGAACUACAAAAUGUGCUGCACUGUUGGGAGAAAGAAAAGACACGAGCAGCCCAGUCUGAAAGUGAACUGCAGAAGCUUUCACAGGCUUUCCAUAAGGAUACUGAGGAGAAGCUAACCUUCCUUCAUACCUUGUAUCAGCACUUGGUAGCAGGCUGUGUGCUCAUAAAACAACCAGAAGGCAUUCUGGAUAAAUUUUCUUGGUCUGAGCUUUGUGCAGUCUUGCAGGAGAAUGUUGAUGCCCUGAUCUCAGACCUCAACAGGGCUAAUGAGAAGAUAAGCCAUCUAGAGUAUAUCUGUAAAAACAAGUCUGACACGAUGAGGGAGCUUCAGCAGACCCAGGAAGACACCUUUAACAAAGUGGCAGAGCAGAUCAAAGCUCAAGAGAGCUGCUGGCACAAACAAAAGAAGGAACUGGAGCUGCAGUAUUCUGAACUCCUCUUGGAGGUGCAGAAGAGGGCACAGAAAUUUCAAGAAAUUGCUGAAAAAAAUAUGGAAAAAUUGAACUGUAUUGAGAAGUCACAUGAACAGUUGAUUCAGGAAAAUUCACACUUCAAAAACAUGUUAUCACAAUCUCAAAGGGAACAAACAUCCUUGCUAGCAGCCUGUGCAUUGAUGGCUGGUGCCUUAUAUCCCCUGUACAGCCGAUCAUGGGCCUUAUCUACGCAGAGAGAUUUUCUCCAGGAGCAGGUCAACACCUUUGAGUUGUUCAAACUGGAAAUUAGAACUCUCACUCAAGCUUUAUCAACUGUAGAGGAAAAGAAACAAGAGGAAGCCAAGAUGAAGAAAAAACUAUUCAAAGGAUUGAUACGUAUAUUCCGGAAAGGUGUAAUUGCAGUUUUGGCGGUGAACAGACUCAAAAUUUUGGGCCAAUCAUGUGCCUCUCUUUUUACCUGGAUGGAGAGUUUCAAAGAAGGCAUAGGCAUGUUAGUGUGUACAGGAGAGCCCAAAGACAAGCAUAAAUAUCCAAAACAUCAAAAGGAGCAAUUACGUUAUUUACAAGCGCUUAGUUGGCUCACCAGUUCUGACCUUCUUGCUGCUAUAAUCAGCUCUAUGGCUGAGUUACAAGGAGUCAUUAGUAAAACAGAUCCAAAUUCCAGAAUUUGUGGACAUUUACUCAUAGGUGCUGCCAAGAAUUCUUUUGCAAAACUCAUGGAUAAAAUUAGUCUGGCAAUGGAGAGUAUACCUCUGCACAGUAGCAGGAGUAUAGCAUAUGUAGAAAAAGAUUCCCUGGUUCAGAGACUGGCCCGGGGACUUCAUAAAGUAAACACAAUGGCCCUGAAAUAUGGUUUGCGUGGCCAUGUGCCAAUUAUGAAAAGUACAGCGUUGUUACAGAAGCAUAUAUUUGGAUUUACACAAAGACUGCAUGCAGCAGAAGUGGAGCGCCGCUCGUUGCGCCUAGAAGUCACAGAAUUCAAACGAAGUGUGAAUGAAAUGAAAAAGGAGCUUGACAAAGCUCAAGGUCUCCAAAUGCAAUUAAAUGAAUUUAAGCAGUCUAAAUUGAUCACCCAUGAGAAGUUUGAAAGUGCAUGUGAAGAACUAAAUAAUGCAUUACUUCGGGAACAGCAGGCACAAAUGCUAUUGAAUGAACAGGCACAACAACUACAGGAGUUGAAUUACAGACUUGAAUUGCACUCCAGCGAGGAAGCUGACAAAAACCAGACUCUUGGAGAAGCAGUUAAGAGUCUCUCCGAGGCAAAGAUGGAGCUGAGAAGAAAAGAUCAAUCUCUGCGUCAGCUCAAUAGACAUCUUAGCCAGCUGGAGCAGGACAAGCGUCGACUGGAGGAGAACAUCCAUGAUGCAGAGAGUGCCCUCCGCAUGGCAGCCAAAGAUAAAGAAUGUGUUGCUAAUCAUAUGAGAACAGUUGAAAAUACACUUCAUAAGGUCAGAGAUCAGAUCUCGCUGUCACGGACUGCGGCAAGUAGGAAUGACUUCACCCUGCAGCUACCCAAAUUGCACCUGGAGACCUUUGCAAUGGAGGGGCUCAAGGGCGGGCCAGAGGUUGUAGCAUGCCAGGCUAUGAUUAAAAGUUUCAUGGAUGUCUACCAGCUUGCAAGUGCUAGAAUUGCUACAUUAGAGAAGGAAAUGACAUCUCAUCGAAGCCACAUUGCAACCUUGAAAUCAGAACUUCACACAGCUUGUUUACGUGAAAAUGAAAGUUUACAAUCAACAGGAUCACGAGACCAUUCGAAUAUCUCCGUUCCUUCGAGAGCUGCUCUCCCUACUGACACAAUUGGUGUUGGGGAUUUUUUGCCAUUGAAAGCUGAACUUGAUACGACUUACAGUUUCUUAAAGGAGACAUUUAUAAAUACUGCACCCCAUGCUCUGACAUCAUCUCACUCCUCUCCAGUGACUAUGUCUGCUAAUGUCAAAAGACCAACUCAGAUUGGAUUAUGACUGUAUGAAAUAAAAACAAUGGA
This is a messenger RNA of Cynocephalus volans (Philippine flying lemur), 4230 nucleotides long. RefSeq names its product coiled-coil domain containing 171 (gene CCDC171). The transcript has 26 exons. The record is from RefSeq and is a predicted model, not a curated record. Lineage: Eukaryota; Metazoa; Chordata; Mammalia; Dermoptera; Cynocephalidae. The coding region runs from base 200 to 4207 and encodes 1335 amino acids.